GUUGGCCGUGGCCUCCGUGGGACAUGGAGUGUUCCUUCCGCUGGUGAUCCUUAGUACCCUCCUUGGAGACGGCCUUGCCUCAGAUACAUUAUGAUUUUAAGCUGUCAGGUAGGCUUCUAUUUUAAAAGACCUGGCUGCUUAAACAUUGCCAGCCUCCUCUCACUGGAAAAGCCCCAAGUUUAGGGGGCCGGGUGGAGGUAAGAAGAAAACCACCACCAGAAUAAACCAGCUAGCUCCUAGGCUGUGAGCUUUUUCAUAUUCUCCAGUCUCCGCCUCUCUCUCUUUCCGUGUGGAGUUGCACGUGUGUGCUUGAAGCAGUAUAAGCGACACCCCACCUCAGUGCACUAUAGUAGAAAGAGAAAAACUCUUUAAUUACCACAGCGUUGCAGGCUUCUCCCAUGGCUGGCUGGCCACAGCAUGGAGUUGUGUGUUCGCUGCCCCCAGAGCCAGAGAAUGGUGGCUACAUCUGCCACCCCCGGCCUUGCAGAGACCCCCUGAACGCGGGCAGCGUCAUUGAGUACCUGUGUGCCGAAGGCUACAUGUUGAAAGGCGACUACAAGUACCUGACCUGUAAGAAUGGAGAGUGGAAGCCAGCCAUGGAGAUCAGCUGCCGCCUCAAUGAGGACAAAGAUGCCCACACGUCCCUGGGGGUCCCCACACUGUCCAUAGUGGCUUCCACUGCCAGCUCCGUGGCGCUCAUUCUCCUCCUCGUGGUGCUGUUUGUGCUGCUGCAGCCGAAGCUGAAGUCGUUCCAUCACAGCAGGCGCGACCAGGGAGUAUCUGGCGACCAGGUGUCCAUCAUGGUGGAUGGAGUCCAGGUUGCGCUCCCGUCCUAUGAGGAAGCUGUGUACGGCAGUUCCGGUCACUGCGUGCCACCUGCUGACCCCAGGGUGCAGAUCGUGCUGUCAGAAGGGUCUGGGCCCAGUGGGAGGAACGGGCCAAGGGAGCCGCAGUUGCAGGACCAGGGGGCCUGUUCCUCUGCCAGCGGAGAGGAGGAGGCCCCGGGCCAGUCUGGACUGUGUGAAGCCUGGGGUUCUCAAGGCUCUGAGACUGUGAUGGUGCAUCAGGCAACCACCUCUUCCUGGGUGGCUGGCUCAGGGAACAGCCGAGUGGCAUACAAAGAAGCCCCAGAUUCAGAGAACAGUGACAUACAAAGCCUUUUAUCCCUCACAUCGGAGGACUACACAGAUGAUAUCCCACUGUUGAAAGAAGCAUGAGCGCUGCCAUGGGCCUCUCCUCUCUGCGACGGUCCUCUCUGCCCUUCGUCCCUCUCCCUGUGGGUUUGAGCACCCUGUACUCCAGCCACCCUACCCGGAUACCUGAGCCGCCACCUGUGUAUCUGUGUAUCUCUGUAUCUCUGAGGGCCUCCACGCCCACCUUGCUGGAAACUCAAGGAAGAUUCUCGCCAUCUGCCUGCUGGACAGCUGGAGAAGCUGGCAUUUUGCCUAGCCCGGCCUUCCCAUCUGUGUCGGGGACAUAUUUGAAUGUGCUGGACAGAACUCUUCCUCUCCCUGAGCCCUCCGGAUCCCCCGCAGCCAGCUCUUUGGCGGCAGACCCCACCAGCCCGCGCGGGCCUGAGAGCCGCUGUGUUUACUUGUGCCUUCCCCCACCCCCGACCCCUCCAGUCCCCCUGUCAUGCAGGCUGGUUGCUUUCCUGCAAGCCUCAGUGGCUGCACUGCUGCCCUCUGCCGCACAGGGUGCCAGGCCUGG
This is a messenger RNA of Lontra canadensis (Northern American river otter), 1710 nucleotides long. RefSeq names its product sushi domain containing 6 (gene SUSD6). The record is from RefSeq and is a predicted model, not a curated record. The transcript is spliced from 6 exons. NCBI's taxonomy places the organism in Eukaryota, Metazoa, Chordata, Mammalia, Carnivora, Mustelidae. The coding region runs from base 399 to 1217 and encodes 272 amino acids.